Molecule: messenger RNA, 4504 nt
Organism: Pteronotus mesoamericanus
Lineage: Eukaryota; Metazoa; Chordata; Mammalia; Chiroptera; Mormoopidae
Gene: NLGN2
Product: neuroligin 2
Exons: 7
Coding region: 1-2508 (835 amino acids)
Biological process (GO): synaptic vesicle endocytosis; modulation of chemical synaptic transmission; postsynaptic membrane assembly
Cellular component (GO): postsynaptic specialization membrane; synapse; cell surface
Molecular function (GO): neurexin family protein binding; signaling receptor activity
Source: RefSeq, a predicted model, not a curated record
AUGUGGCUCCUGGCGCUGUGUCUGGUGGGGCUGGUGGGGGCUCAACGGGGGGGAGUGGGUCCCGGAGGCAGUGCCCCUGGUGGCCCUGGCCUGGGCCUCAGCAGCCUCGGGGAGGAGCGCUUCCCAGUGGUGAACACGGCCUACGGGCGAGUGCGUGGUGUGCGGCGUGAGCUCAACAACGAGAUCCUGGGCCCCGUCGUGCAGUUCUUGGGCGUGCCCUACGCCACACCGCCCCUGGGUGCCCGCCGCUUCCAGCCUCCCGAGGCUCCGGCCUCGUGGCCCGGCGUGCGCAACGCCACCACCCUGCCACCCGCCUGCCCGCAGAACCUGCACGGGGCGCUGCCAGCCAUCAUGCUGCCUGUGUGGUUCACCGACAACUUGGAGGCAGCCGCCACCUAUGUGCAGAACCAGAGCGAGGACUGCCUGUACCUCAACCUCUACGUGCCCACUGAGGACGGUCCGCUCACAAAAAAACGUGACGAGGCGACGCUCAAUCCGCCAGACACAGAUAUCCGGGACUCUGGGAAGAAGCCCGUGAUGCUGUUUCUGCACAGCGGCUCCUACAUGGAGGGCACCGGGAACAUGUUCGAUGGCUCUGUCCUGGCCGCCUAUGGCAACGUCAUUGUAGCCACGCUCAACUACCGGCUUGGGGUGCUCGGUUUCCUCAGCACCGGGGACCAGGCUGCAAAAGGCAACUAUGGACUCCUGGACCAGAUCCAGGCCCUGCGCUGGCUCAGUGAAAACAUUGCCCACUUUGGAGGCGACCCUGAGCGCAUCACCAUCUUUGGGUCUGGGGCAGGCGCAUCCUGUGUCAACCUUCUGAUCCUUUCUCACCAUUCGGAAGGGCUAUUCCAGAAGGCCAUUGCACAGAGUGGCACUGCCAUUUCCAGCUGGUCUGUCAACUAUCAGCCGCUCAAAUACACACGACUACUGGCAGCAAAGGUUGGCUGUGACCGAGAGGACAGCGCUGAAGCUGUGGAGUGUCUGCGUCGGAAGCCCUCCCGGGAGCUGGUGGACCAGGACGUGCAGCCCGCCCGCUACCACAUUGCCUUUGGGCCCGUGGUGGACGGUGACGUCGUCCCCGAUGACCCUGAGAUCCUCAUGCAGCAAGGAGAAUUCCUAAAUUACGACAUGCUCAUCGGUGUCAACCAAGGAGAAGGCCUCAAGUUCGUGGAGGACUCAGCAGAGAGUGAGGAUGGCGUGUCCGCCAGCGCCUUUGACUUCACGGUCUCCAACUUCGUGGACAACCUGUAUGGCUACCCGGAGGGCAAGGAUGUGCUGCGGGAGACCAUCAAGUUUAUGUACACAGACUGGGCCGACCGGGACAACGGUGAGAUGCGGCGCAAGACCCUGCUGGCGCUCUUUACUGACCACCAGUGGGUGGCACCAGCCGUGGCCACCGCCAAGCUGCAUGCUGACUACCAGUCCCCUGUCUACUUUUACACCUUCUACCACCACUGCCAGGCUGAGGGCCGGCCCGAGUGGGCAGAUGCAGCGCAUGGGGACGAGCUUCCCUACGUCUUUGGUGUGCCCAUGGUGGGUGCCACAGACCUCUUCCCCUGCAAUUUCUCUAAGAAUGAUGUCAUGCUCAGCGCCGUGGUCAUGACCUACUGGACCAACUUCGCCAAGACUGGCGACCCCAACCAGCCAGUGCCGCAGGAUACCAAGUUCAUCCACACCAAGCCCAACCGCUUCGAGGAGGUGGUGUGGAGCAAGUUCAACAGCAAGGAGAAGCAGUACCUGCACAUUGGCUUGAAGCCGCGCGUGCGUGACAACUACCGUGCCAACAAGGUGGCCUUCUGGCUGGAGCUUGUGCCCCACCUGCACAACCUGCACACGGAGAUCUUCACCACCACCACGCGCCUGCCUCCCUACGCCACACGCUGGCCACCUCGCCCGCCCCCCGGUGCCCCGGGCACACGCAGACCCCCACCACCUGCCACUCUGCCACCCGAGCCUGAGCCCGAGCCAGGCCCCAGGGCCUAUGACCGCUUCCCCGGGGAUUCCCGGGACUACUCCACGGAGCUGAGCGUCACUGUGGCUGUGGGCGCCUCCCUCCUCUUCCUCAACAUCCUCGCCUUUGCCGCCCUCUACUACAAGCGGGACCGGCGGCAAGAGCUGCGGUGCCGGCGGCUCAGUCCCCCGGGAGGAUCAGGCUCUGGUGUGCCUGGUGGGGGCCCCCUGCUCCCUACUACCGGCCGAGAGCUGCCACCAGAAGAGGAGCUGGUGUCACUGCAGCUGAAACGGGGUGGCGGCGUCGGGGCGGACCCUGCUGAGGCCCUGCGCCCCGCCUGCCCACCCGACUACACCCUGGCCCUGCGCCGGGCACCAGACGAUGUGCCUCUCUUGGCCCCUGGGGCCCUGACCCUGCUGCCCAGUGGCCUGGGACCACCACCUCCCCCGCCGCCACCAUCCCUCCAUCCCUUUGGGCCCUUCCCCCCACCUCCCCCCACCGCUACCAGCCACAACAACACUCUACCCCACCCCCACUCCACUACCCGCGUAUAGGGGAUGGCUUGGGGGGGCCCUCCUCCCCAGCCCUCCCACCGGCAGGAAGUGCCACUCGGAAGGCAGGGAGGAGGACUUGGCAACAGGCUUUUCUCGCCACAUGUCGAGGAACAUUAGGUGGACAUGGGUCUCCUCACUGGGAUGUGUGUUUUCCCAUGCGUAGAGGCCCGUUUUCUUCUCUGGACCUGGGCCUUUGAACAACUGGGGGGUGUUUUGUCCCCUCCAUUGGGACACCAGUCUUCGGUGUGCGGAAGUAUGGAAGGAUUUUCCCACGUGGAGGUGUGCUUUCUACGAGGGGGUGUUUUCCCAUGUGCAGGGUGAGGUUUUUUUUUGCCGCCCUGGACACAUGUUGGCCCUCUCAAAGAAUUUCCGCGGGGAUUUGUACCCCAGAAUCAUAUUCCCUCAUGCCUUCUCCCACCUCCUCUCCCCUGCCCACCCCAUGGAGACCCUGGAAGUGGUGUGUUCAUGUGCAGUGACCCUCGGCCACCAGAUGACACAGGGUGGUUCUUGGGAAGUAGUGAGGAACCACAGCGCCCCCUCCCUGGCCCACCCCCCCACCCCACCCCUGCCCUGGAGAAGCAUGUCUUUCCCCCUUGGCACAAGUCAGGUGGAGCGCAGUCUCCCGGAUAGGCCUCGCUUUCCACGGACGACAGACGCAGAAUCCCUGCCAGGGGGACCGGGGAGAUCCUGCAUCCCUGUACUGCCUGGGAACUCCUUUUCCCAGAAGUCCAGGGCACACUUCUCUGAGUGCAAACAUGUUCUUGCAUGUGGAUGUAUGUUUUCCCAUGCAGAUGGUCCCUUUUCUCUCCAGUACUUCCCUGCAUCCCCCAGGCCUCGGGCGCAGCACCUAAUUCCUCCUCACACAGCAGGUAGGAAGAGACUCCAAGCUGAGAGCAGCUGAGGGGGACGUAUAAACCCUGAGGGCGGAGCUCUGUCCCCCCCUCCCCCAGAGAUGCUGAGUUCGGGGUCAGGGGUGUGGGACCUGCCACCCACAGAGGCCGUGCAUGUUUGACCAAAGUCCUCACUGGGGUCUGAGGACAGCCUUUCCCUCAGUCCUCAGACCAUUACUCAUCUGUGCCAAACUGGGUCGGUGGGUUUGCCAAGCAUUCCCCAGUCCUGGGCCAGAGCAGGUAAGCGUGGGAGCAGGUGAGAUACAGGAGAUGGGGAGGUGGCAGCUAUAGGGGUCCUACCUGUGUCUCUCUUUUAUCCUCACCAUGUCUCACCCCUUCCUCUGUGCCUCAGGUUCCCCCCCCUGUUUGAAGCCAUCUCCGUGUCUCAGUGUCAGACCAGCUUCUCCCUUCAGCUGCCCCUUCCUUUUCUGUGACCUGCCCCUUCUUCCCUCAGUCGCCAAGGCUGAAGAAAAGGAGGGGUGGAGGGUGGAGGGGAGGAGAGCAAGGGAGAAAGGCUGCGUGGCUGGGGAGAGAAUGAGGUCAGCAGUGCUGAGGAACAGACGGAGGGGCAAUGGGCGGCAGGACAUGGGCAGACACCAGCAGGAAGAAUUUGAAAGGACAUGUGUAAGGUGGCUGCCCAGAGGGGACCUGAGCCUAUAGGGAGCAGAACCUCAUCAGGGACACCCGUUGAGAGAAUCCUUGUCUGUCGGCAUUUAAUGGGAUGUUAGUGCCAAACUUGAGUAGGGGGUGGGGUGCCGUCUUCCACUGACACCCAGAUCCAGAAUCCCUGGUCUUGGCUUCCCGGAACUUUGCCUCUUGACCAUCCCUUCUCCCACCUCCACCCAUGGAAACCAUUGUUUUCCCUCCCUUUCUCCUGCCUGGUCUAGUUCCUUUCCAAACAGCCAUGCCCUCUAAAUGCUAGGGACCUGGGCCCUGAAUCCUAUAGACAGAUGUCCCACAAACUGGGACAUGGGAGAGGGGCUGGGGGACCCCAUGAUUCAGCCACGGACUCCAAUGCCCAGUCCCUCUCCCCAGAACAGUUCCCUGACAAUCCCAUGUCCCCACCCUUUGCGGCUCUGUACACAUUUUUAAACCUGGCAAAAGAU